CAUCUGGUAAGCCAGAACUGACUUGUGGUUUCAUUACCUCCGACCACACUGUCUAUUGCUGGCAGCCCUUGUCGUUUUUGAUCUACGCUGGUAUUUCUGCAGAAACUUGCUCCGCUACAGUUCUUUGUAUCGCUGAGGAGCACAUCUCUAAAAGCUUUUGAGAGAGAGGAUUAAGGAUGAAGAUCUCUUGGCUGUCCUGUGGAGCUCUGGCGGUUUUCUGGGGAGCUAUUCUUGGAACAGCUUAUUAUGAGGUGCAGGAUGAUGAAAGAGUCCUGGUUGACAAUAAGUGCCAAUGUGUAAAAGUGACUUCGAUGUUUGUCCCUUCGAAAGAGAAUCCUGACAAAGAAGUCUUACAGAGGAACAUCCGCAUCAUAGUACCCCUGAAGAGCAGGGAGAACAUCUCUGACCCCACCUCCCCAGUAAGAACCAGAUUUGUCUACAAACUCUCUAAGCUCUGCAGCAAAUGUGAUACAGCGGGAGCCACUGUGGAUGCCCAAGGAAUUAUUGCUGGGGAGAGAACUCGACGCAGUGACCCUGGUGAAUCCUGCUACACCUAUGACAGGAACAAAUGCUACACUGCUUCAAGCCUCUUCUCCCAUGGGGGAAAAACCCAUACCAUUGAGACGGCUCUGACUCCUGAAUCUUGCUAUCCUGAUUAGAUAUAAGCCAUCGCAUUAGACAUCACGGGCAAAUCUACGCUAUACACCUACAUUGGUGCCCCUUUAGUUAACUGUCAUGGCUUCCCUAAACGAAUGCCGGUGUGAAUGGUUUGGUAAGCGUGCUGAAAAUUCACUGUUAGAGAUCCCAUAAUCCCCUCCCAGUAAAACAGGUCAGUUGUGGAUGAAGAAAUGGCUAUUAAAGCAGUUUAAGUCUGCGGUGUAGACAUGCAAAUCUACUCAAAAA
This is a messenger RNA of Eublepharis macularius, 903 nucleotides long. RefSeq names its product joining chain of multimeric IgA and IgM (gene JCHAIN). Gene Ontology annotation, cellular component: pentameric IgM immunoglobulin complex. Bases 177 to 659 code for a protein of 160 amino acids. Gene Ontology annotation, biological process: humoral immune response. The record is from RefSeq and is a predicted model, not a curated record. Lineage: Eukaryota; Metazoa; Chordata; Lepidosauria; Squamata; Eublepharidae. Gene Ontology annotation, molecular function: immunoglobulin receptor binding. The transcript is spliced from 4 exons.